CCGAGCGGAUCCGGGUCAGCGGCCGAUCGCCGCCGCCUCCUGCCGGCCAUGCGGGUCCCGGCCCCAGUGACGCUGGAUGACAUCACGGUCUCCUUCUCCCCAGACGAGUGGGCAGAGCUGGAGGAAUGGCAGCGAGCCCUUCACCGCGAAGUCACGUGGGAGAACUCCGAGCUGGUCGCCUCUCUGGGUUGUGAUAUUGGAGACAUCAGAAUCAAGGAGGAAGAGGAGGAGGAAGAUCUGAAAGUGCUGUUGGUGGGAGCAGCAGAAGAGACCGCUCCGCAGGGCUGGAAGGCAGCUGACCAAGGUCAACCUGGACCAUGGAGUGGGCACAAUGGACGCUUGGGGGAGGAUGGCAGCUGGGAGGAGCUGGUGCCCCGGGGAACCUUUGGGGAGGUGCCGGGGGCCCAGUGCCCAUUCACCUGCCCAGAGUGCAGGAAGCGUUUCAAGAGCAAAGCAGCCCUGCAGACCCACAGGCGGAUCCACACAGGGGAGCGGCCCUUUGCCUGUGCCGAGUGCGGGCGGUGCUUCACCCAGCGGCAGCACCUGGCCACUCACCUGCGGGUGCAUGGGGGGGAGCACCCUUUUGUCUGCGCCACCUGCGGCUGCACCUUCCGCCUACAGAAGCUGCUCCUGACACACCAGAGGAAAGUCCACUCCAGUGAGCCGCCCUUGUCGUGUGCCGACUGCGGCAAGCUCUUUAACCACAGACACCACCUGAUGACCCACCAGCGGGUGCACACUGGGGAGCGCCCCUUCCCCUGCCCUGACUGUGGGAAGAGCUUCACCCAGAAGCACCACCUGCAGACCCACCGGCGCAGCCAUUCCGGGGACCGGCCCUUCCCUUGUGCAACGUGUGGCAAGACCUUCAAGGACCGCACGGGCGUCUUGAUGCAUCAGAUUGUGCACACUGGAGCAAAGCCCUUUGCCUGCCAAAGCUGCAGCAAGAUCUUCAGCCACAAGCACCAUCUGGUGAUCCACCAGCGCGUCCACACCGGCGAGAAGCCUUUCUCCUGCGAGGUGUGUGGGAAGCAGUUCACCCAGAAGCACCACCUCCUCAGCCACGAGCGCAUCCACACAGGGGAGCGCCCUUAUUGCUGCGAGGAAUGUCCCCGCAGCUUCAAGGACCGCAUAACCCUCAAGUUGCACGUGCGGCUCCACACGGGCGAGAAGCCGUUUUCUUGCGCUCGCUGCGGAGAGAGUUUCCGGCUGCGGAAGGCGCUGCUCUCACACCAGCGGGCCCACGACACCCCUGCGCAGCUCAUCUGCACGGAAUGCGGGGAGAGUUUCCCACGUAUGCGGAGCCUGGCCAGCCACAGGCGGCGGAAACACCCGUCAGCACCAGCCUCCCAGAAGCCUCUCUGCAUCCCUGAGUCCCAGGCCGAAGGGGGGAAGGACCAGGUGGAGGAGGAACAGGACCAGAGGCUGCCCCACCUGGGUCUGGGGAAAACAUUCCAGGCAGACAAGGUUUGCCUGCACUCAAGCAGAGAGUCCCGGGGUCUGCCAGCUCUGGAGGCUCAAACACCAUGAGUCAGAUCGCCCUGAGAUCUUCAGAUGUGGAGGCAGAGGACAUGGGGCUCUCGAUUCUUGCUGGCCUUUGAAGGCCCAUCACACACUUUUCUUCUGGACCUUUUGUGUCUCACUGGCUGGGUGUGCAUGGCGAGGGGCCCGUGACUUCAAAGAGUCUUUGUUUUGGGGGCAUGUUCAGCACGCCCUGUUUGCAGUGGGACGGGCAUUACCCAUCAGCUGGCAUUCUGCUUGCAUCUGGAGGGGUGAUGUUUUGUGGGUUCUCUAUCAGACAUGCGUGCUUUAAUUUUUAAUAUAGUCUUUAAUUUUUAUCGUAAACUAGCGGGGCCUGGCCACGCGUUGCUGUGGCUUAUUGUGGUGAAAUGGGAA
Molecule: messenger RNA, 1893 nt
Organism: Sphaerodactylus townsendi
Lineage: Eukaryota; Metazoa; Chordata; Lepidosauria; Squamata; Sphaerodactylidae
Product: zinc finger protein OZF-like
Exons: 3
Coding region: 49-1527 (492 amino acids)
Biological process (GO): regulation of DNA-templated transcription
Source: RefSeq, a predicted model, not a curated record